AAUUAAUAUCGUCAUUCCUGUAACAUGAAACAUUUUGAGGUUAGAAUUCACUAAUUUGACAACAUAACACGUGAAGGUUACUCCAAGAAUUUGAAACGGAAGUAAAGAUAGUUUUUAUAUAAAUAUUGUAAAUAUGGGAAGACGAGCUUGUGGCUUUAUAAUAUUCCGAAGAUUUAAAGGACCGAUUGAGUAUUUAUUGAUGCAGACGUCAUAUGGCACUCAUCAUUGGACUCCUCCAAAAGGUCACGUGAAUAAAGGAGAGAAUGAUUUUCAAACAGCUCUUAGAGAAACCGAAGAAGAAGCGGGCUUUGUUCAGGAAGAUAUGAAAAUAUUUACCAAUUCCAAACACGAAAUGGAAUAUUUAGUAAAAGGAAAACCUAAGACUGUGAUAUACUGGCUGGCAGAGCUAGUCAAUAAAAAUAAAGAUGCCCGUUUAUCCAGUGAGCAUCAAGACUUUCAAUGGCUUCCUAUUGAUGAAGCUUGUAUUUUGUCUGAAUAUUCAGAAAUGCAAGAUGCUCUGAAACAAGGUCAUAAAUUUAUCACAGAAAAUCUCAUUUCUCCUCCCGAGAAAUAAUAUUCACCCUUUCAUUUAAUGGAGGAAAAGCUAAUUUUAAAAUUAAGCAUAAUUUCCACAAAAAAUUCUUUAGAAAUGAUUAGAAAAAGAAAUAGGUGACCCAUUUAGAUUUUUUUCUGAUUUAUAGACAAUUUUUUAAUAUUCUUUUUUUGACUCCUUUUGGUUUUAACUAAUUGAUUUUUUUUAGCCUUUUUGUAUAGAAACUAGACAAUUUUUGCAUAAUAAUUAGUGCGAAAAUAUUUUUAUGCACUAAAAUCGAAUAGGAAAGUAACUUUUUUUGGUUCUUUUUGGAAUUUUUAUUUUAUUUUUUUUAUUCUUUUUGUAGAAACUAGACAAUUUUUGCAUAAUAAUUAGUAUAAUAAAUUUUUGUGAACUGAAAUCACACUAAAAUUGAAUAGAAAAUUUACUUUCUUGUUAUUUGCUUAAUUCUUUUUUGUUUUUUUAAUUAGAGGUGCCCUUUAUUGUACCGAUUGAAAAAUUCUUUGUUUCUUUUUUUUGUAGAAACUAGAAACUUUUUGCAUAAUUUUACAAACAAAUUUUUUGAGAUCUGAAAUCGAAUAGAAAAUUGACUUUUUUUGUUAAAUUUUUUUUUGUCAAUUUUAUAGAAAUAAGAAAUUCUUCCAUAUUUAUACAUUUACUGAUUGAAUUUAAUGAAGUGCCCUUUAUUGUACCGAUUAAAGAAUAUUUAGGAUUUUUAUUUUAUUUUUUGACAAAUUUUGUUGAAUACUUGACGAAUUAUAUUUACACAUUUUCCCGUCUUCUUUAAUUAAGACACAUUUAGAAAUUUUUUAUACAUUCGAACCAGAUUUGAUGACUAUGUUUGUCACAAAAAAUCUGUAUUUUAUAUAUUUUUUUCGAAAAAAUUGAAUUUAUUUCUCCCUUAAUGAUUUUUUGUAACUGUUAUUAAAAAGAUCUUGUUAAUAAAUGAAUCUAUCUUUCUU
Molecule: messenger RNA, 1515 nt
Organism: Leptopilina heterotoma
Lineage: Eukaryota; Metazoa; Arthropoda; Insecta; Hymenoptera; Figitidae
Gene: Apf
Product: bis(5'-nucleosyl)-tetraphosphatase [asymmetrical]
Exons: 2
Coding region: 134-574 (146 amino acids)
Biological process (GO): AMP biosynthetic process; ATP biosynthetic process
Molecular function (GO): bis(5'-nucleosyl)-tetraphosphatase (asymmetrical) activity
Source: RefSeq, a predicted model, not a curated record